Seriola aureovittata is the source of this 9741-nucleotide messenger RNA. It is a transcript of the gene ptpn23a, whose product is annotated as protein tyrosine phosphatase, non-receptor type 23, a. NCBI's taxonomy places the organism in Eukaryota, Metazoa, Chordata, Actinopteri, Carangiformes, Carangidae. Gene Ontology annotation, cellular component: endosome. Gene Ontology annotation, molecular function: protein tyrosine phosphatase activity; protein binding. The record is from RefSeq and is a predicted model, not a curated record. Bases 135 to 5918 code for a protein of 1927 amino acids. Gene Ontology annotation, biological process: protein dephosphorylation; protein transport to vacuole involved in ubiquitin-dependent protein catabolic process via the multivesicular body sorting pathway; endocytic recycling. The transcript has 24 exons.
UUGAAGUGUAAAUGGAUACAUGACACAGUUGUUUGGGAGGAAAGCUUUCUUCUGGAAAACCGUUAACGUCCACAAAACUACCGACGAGGUUUGGACAUCGUAACGGCUGAUAGCGCCGUUUAAAGUCGGCCGCGAUGGAGGCGGUCCCCCGGAUGCCGAUGAUCUGGCUGGAUUUGAAGGAGGCAGGAGAGUUCCAGUUCAGCCCGUCCGUCAGGCAGUUCAUCUUGAAGAACUAUGGAGAGAAUCCGGACAACUACAAUGAACAGCUGAAGAAACUGGAGACAAUGCGGCAGAGCGCAGUGAAUGUGACGAGGGAUUUCGAGGGAUGCAGUACACUGAGGAAGUAUUUCGGCCAGCUGCAUUACCUCCAGAGCCGAGUUCCCAUGGGAGCGAGCCAGGAGGCUGCUGUACCCAUCUCAUGGACUGAAAUUUUCUCUGGAAAAACAGUCACACAUGAUGACAUCAGCUAUGAGCAAGCCUGCAUCCUCUACAAUCUUGGGGCCCUGCACUCCAUGUUGGGAGCCAUGGAUAACAGGGUGUCUGAGGAGGGGAUGAAGGUGUCGUGUACCCACUUCCAGUGCUCUGCCGGGGCAUUCUCCUACCUGAGAGAUCAUUUCAGCCACAACUUCAGUGUGGACAUGAGCCACCAGAUCCUUAACCUCAACAUCAACCUUAUGCUGGGCCAGGCUCAGGAGUGUCUUCUGGAAAAGUCCAUGUUGGACAACAGGAAGAGUUUCCUGGUUGCACGCAUCAGCGCUCAGGUGGUGGAUUACUACAAAGAGGCCUGCAGGGCUCUGGAGAACUCGGAGACAGCCUCCAUGCUGGGAAAGAUCCAGAAGGACUGGAAGAAACUGGUUCAGAUGAAAAUCUACUACUUUGCUGCUAUUGCACAUCUCCAUAUGGGAAAACAGGCUGAGGAGCAGCAGAAGUACGGAGAGCGGUUGGCGUACCUGCAGAGCUCCAUGGAUAAACUCAGUGAAGCCAUCAAGCUGGCCAAGGGUCAACCUGACAGUGUGCAAGAGGCCUUGAGAUUCACCAUGGAUGUUAUCGGUGGAAAGUUUAAUUCAGCCAAAAAGGACAACGACUUCAUCUAUCAUGAGACGGUUCCCUCUCUGGAGACUCUGGCCUCAGUCAAAGGUGCACCACUGGUGAAAGCUCUACCAGUCAACCCCACCGACCCCAGCGUCACUGGACCAGACCUGUUUGCCAAGUUGGUGCCAAUGGCUGCUCAUGAAGCCUCUUCUCUGUACAGUGAGGAGAAGGCCAAGCUGCUGAGGGACGUCAUGGUCAAGAUAGAAAGCAAGAAUGAGACACUAGAACAGUUCAUGGACUCUCUGGGCUUGGAGCCGGAGUCUGUGGACAACCUGGACAUGUACAGUCACAUCCCUCCGGUCCUGAUGGAGAAAUGUGCUGCGCUCAGCGUUCGACCUGACACCGUCAAGAGCCUCAUCCAGUCUAUGCAGGUGCUCUCGGGCGUCUUCACUGAUGUGGAGUCUUCACUGAAGGAGAUCAGGGACGUCCUGGAGGCAGACGAGGCCGGCGUGCGAGCCCUCCAGGAGGUCGGCGGCCCCGCUGCUGGCGAGAUGCACCCAGCGGCGCAGGGUCAGGCUCUGGCUGAGAUCCGCAGGGACCUGGAGAAGUACAUGGAGGCCCACGAAAAGGCCAGUUUCACCAACACGGAGCUCCACCGGGCCAUGAACCUGCACAUCAGCAACCUGCGUCUGCUGGGGGGGCCGCUGGAGAGUCUGAGAGAGGCCCUGCCCCGGCCCCAGCUCAGUGAAGAGGAAGUAGCAGGGCUGCAGUGUAUGAAGCGGAUCCUGGGGAAGGUCCAGGAAAUGAGGGAACAGAGAAGCUCUUUGGAGAAACAGCUCCGCGACCUCAUCCAGCAGGACGACAUCACCUCCACCCUCGUCACCACUGAGCGGGCCGACAUGAAGCGUAUAUUUGAGGACCAGCUGAAGAAGUACGAGCAGGUGAAGGUGUACAUUGACCAGAACCUGGCGGCUCAGGAGAACAUCCUGAAGGCUCUGACGGAGGCAAAUGUUCAGUACGCCUCAGUUCGCAAGGGCCUGAGUCAGACCGAGCAGCAGUGGAACAGCACGGUCCAGGGACUGGUGGGCUCGUACGAGGCCUACGAGGACCUGAUGAAGAAGUCACAGGAAGGGAAGGAGUUCUACGAUGACCUGGAGGCCAAAGCGUCCCGUCUGCUGGAGAGAGCCAAGGCCCUGUGUCAGACGAGGGCAGAGGAGAGGAAGCCCGUCCUGGAAAAAGAGACCCAGAAAAAGCCCCCAGCACGGCCCACAGCGGCUAAACCCUCCCUGAAGCCAAAGGCUCCAGAUGCAGACUCUGCCUGCUCCAGCCUGGAGGACCCGGAGCUGGCCCAGCUCAGUGCAGCCAUCUUGGCCUUGGGGGGUGACCUACCUGAGGAGCUCCGCAGCCUCCCCCCUGACAUGUCAGCCCUCCCCACCACUCGUAUGCCCGGUCCUGAAGCCUUCAUCCCUCCUGGUGCUAACCUGGCCAGCAGCAGCUCUCUGCCUUGGCCCGGUGCUCCAGCUGCUGGUCUUCCUCGCUUCCCCGCCAACCUGCCGCCUCCAGAACUUCUGGCACGGAUAGCUCAGUUUCCUACUUCAGGGGCUCUAGCAGCACAGGGGCCCCUGCCACGAGGGCCCCUCCCUCAGAUGACUCCACAGAUGCCUCCACAAAUGCCACCCCAGGCAGCGGUGUCAGGCUAUCGGCCACCCCCUCCUCAGGCUCCACAACCUGGCCCUGUUGCCCCGACACCAGUCCGGCCUUCAACCACCACUGUGGACAGCAUCCAGGCCCCCAUCCCCAGCUACGCCCCCACACCACACCACCCUGUCCCACCUGCAGCCUCAGCGGGCUACACUGUGCCCCCACAGAUGGGGGCCUAUCCUCAGUUUAUACCCCAACCAGGGAUGCCCAUUCGAGGCCCACGGCAAACUGCUGCGCCCCAACCUCAGCAGCAGAAGCACCCCCAGCAGUACCCCCAGCCCCUCCCUCAGGGUUACCAGCCUGGACCAAGGGCUCUUCCCGGCCCUCACCCUCACCCUCCCCAGCAAGCCUACCCCCAUGGAUAUAUGCCCCCACAGCCUGGUGUUCCUCCCCAGUACCAACAGGCAUUCCCUGGGCAGCUGCAGCCUCACCAACAAAAUGGCUUUCAGCCUCGGAUACCCCAGGGCUAUCAGACUCCACAGGGCUUUGUGCCCCAGCAGCACCCCCAGAUGAUGCCGGGCUCCAUGCCAAGGCCCCCUCAGGUCCAGAUGCCCCCUCAUGCUGCGCACCCACAAAUGCCCUCAACGUCUCAGCCAGCUCCCCCUGUAUCUCAGCCCUACCUGCCCCAUCCCAGCCAACAGAUGCCCCCCGGACUCCCUCACCAACACAUGUUGCCCCCCAAUGCCCAGCAGAUUCCGCCCCACCCACAGAUGCAGAUACCAGGUGGUCCCAGAGCACAGAUGCCCCCAACAAGUCAGCCAAUGCCUCCAGUCUCACAGAACUACAUGCCCCCCACUAGCCAGCCCAUUCACCCCACCCUGCACCCACAGGUGCCUCCUGCCUCACAACCUCAUAUGGUCCCUGGUCCUCAGGUCCACCUGCCAAGGGGCCCUAUGCCCCAAAUGCCCCCCGGUGCUUUACCCCAGCAGCACCACCCCCACCCUGGACAGCCCCCUGUACCAAACAUGCCCCAGCAGCCCAUGCGGAUGCCCAGCCAACCCCAGGCUCAGCCCCCUCACUCUGGGGGAGUGUGCUACCCAGGAGGGCCUCCAAUGAUGCCCCAGCAGCCCCUGGCACCACAGCCCGCGGCUCCCCAACAGCCUCAGGCCCCUCUCCCCAUGACCCAUCCUCAACCCUCUACUAUGUACCCUUCAGCUCCAGGACCAAACAUACCUCCAAGUGCCCCGCAGCAGCCCACCUCCAUGGGCCCACAUGGUCCUCACGUCCCCCCAACACAGCACAUGAUGCAGCCCUCAGCUGGAGGUCCUUCAACGGCUCAAGCACCCAACGCGGUCCCUCCUUCCCCGUCUCCUUCCCCCUCUCCGUCCCCCUCUCCAGGUUCUACCUCUCUAGGGCUGAACCCUCAGCAGAGACCCACACCAACCCCCACCCCCGGAGGCACAGCCCAACCCACUCUUCCCUCUCCCUCUACUGUCUCUCCCUCCACGUCGCUUUUUCAACGGCAGAACUCCAGCACAGACGACCUCCUCUCGUCGAGCCCAGAGAGCCAACCAGGAGGCACCAAGGCCCCCACCAACGUCCUCCAGCCAACUAAAGCCGACCCGCAGGAUGGCGAGCGUCGAAAGAAGAGCUCACAGGGAGUUCUCUUGAUCCAGGGCGACCCUUACCAAGCUCCGGAGCGUGUCGCCCGGCUUCACAGUGAACUGGAACGUUACAGAGCCCAAGUCGACUCCCUGGAGCACCCCUCGGAGACCGAGGGUGGCCUGUCGGUGCUGGACGCCCGCUGGAAAGAGCUGCAGGACCAGCAGGAGAAGGACGCCCGCCAGCUCUCCAUCGCCAUCGCCCGCUGCUACACCAUGAAAAACCGUCACCAGGAUGUCAUGCCCUACGACCUCAACCGCGUGGUACUGCAAUCGGGCAAAGACGACUACAUCAACGCCAGCUACGUGGAGGACCUGUCGCCAUACUGCCCGCGCCUUAUCGCCACACAGGCUCCGCUCACCGGCACAGCCGCAGACUUCUGGCUGAUGGUGUAUGAGCAGAAGGUGUCACUGAUAGUCAUGCUGGUUUCAGAGCCGGAGCUGGAUAAGGGAAAAGUUCUGCGCUACUUCCCAACAGAGCGCGGCCAGCAGCUCUCUCAGGGACCAAUCACACUCAGCCUGACCACGCAGAAGACGACGCCGACGCACGUGGAGCGCAUGAUCAGCCUGCAGUACCGCGACCAAAGCCUGAAGCGCACCGUCGUCCACCUCCAGUUCACCUCCUGGCCCGAGCUCGGUCUUCCUGACAGCAAGAGCAACCUGCUGCGAUUCAUCCAGGAGGUUCAUGGACACUACCUCCACCAGAGGCCCUUACACACACCUGUCGUGGUGCACUGCAGCUCGGGCGUCGGACGCACCGGCGCCUUCUGUCUGCUGUACGCCGCUCUGCAGGAGCUGGAGGCGGGAAACGGGAUCCCAGACCUCCCACUGCUGGUAAAGAAGAUGAGGCAACAGAGGAAGAACAUGCUGCAGGAGAAGCUCCACCUGAAGUUCUGCUAUGAGGCCGUGUUGAAACACGCCGAGCACGUCCUGCAGCGCCACGGCAUCACUACUGCCACCUGCAGCAAGAACACCAACUCUGCAGCCACAAAGCCUUACUUGAGACAGGAGUCCCAGCAGGAUAUCGUCCUCGGCGGCGACAUGCCCAUCAGCUCCAUCCAAGCCACCAUCGCCAAGCUCAGCAUCCGGCCACCCAGCGCCACAGACCCGGCCAUGGAGGCCCAGUGUGGCCUGGAGGAGCAGGUCGGCACCUUCUUACCUGACCUCGACUCUCUGGGCGACAUCCAGCCGCUCCAGGACCCCUGUCACCCUACAGACGCCCAGCCCCCUUCCUCCUUCAGCCCGCCUCUCUCCUCCCCUGCCCACUCUCCACCCCCACCCAACGGCCUGGAUGCCGUCUCCCCUUCCCCUCCAGCAGCCAACCACCAGCCGGUCCCAGAGGCUGCGCCGAGCAUCAGCCCGCCUCCUGCUUCCUCUGCUCCUGCUCCUUCGUCUCUGGAGCUGCUGGCUUCGCUGACGCCCGAGGCCUUCUCCAUGGAGGGAGGAGGGAAAGGGAAGCAGCGGGUCACCAAACAGAGCUUCCUGCAGCCGGCAGAGGGUCAGGGUCUCCACGGGACUCGAGAAGAAAAAGGUGACGACCCGCUCAGUAGCCUGGACCCACUCUGGAGCCUCAACAAGCACUGAGACGAGUCCACGGCACGCUGCCUUUGUCUCACUCCACCACCAGGCGUCGCGGAGGCCUGUAGCUUUCUAAUCUCGCUUUUAAGAAAAAAAACACGCUGAAUCCUGGGAAAGCUGGUGACGUGUUAGCGGUGUAGAUUACCAAGAUGUGCCUGGUGGCAGAUGGUAGGGGUUCAAUUUUGAAGUUUGGUGAAUUUCCACUGAAACACAAACACACUCGCUUCUCCUUCCAUCACCGGCGGCUUCUGGGACCAGAUCACUAUGCACUCGUCUCGUAUCCGUUCAUUCCUCCUGUCGCUUUUCUGCUGCUUUUCUUUACAUGUAUGUGAUGGAUGGAACUUGUUCUGCACUUCUAGCACCAGAUCUGGGCACGACAACAACAACAAAAAAACUCCCAGCAUGCACUCCAUUAUCACAGCCUCGUCAAGGCAUCACCAGGUAGUGACGAUGUUCGGCUGCUCCCUUCUGCGCUGGUCUGCGAUCGUUUUAAUGUCUGCAAUAACGGAUGAGUGGAGCUGAAGCAGACAGGCUGAAGGAGCUGGGUGGAGCUAUUUUUUAAGACACAAAAAAAAAACCACACACCCCCCCAAUUCAAUCAGUGCGUGUACUCAGUCGUCAUGGUAACACCGAGCAUCAUACAAAUCAGCACGUCUUAACAAGUUUGAUUAUUUUUCUUCGUCUGUAACACUGUAAAUAUCUUAAAUAAAGUUAGUAUUCCAAAAAUAAAAAAAUGUCACUAAUCAUUCAUUAUUGUAAAAAAGAUCAAAUAAAUCCAGUAGACAGACAACUGUGUGGUAUCAAAGCCUCUUUAUUUGAAAAUUAGUACAAAGUCUUGCGCUUUUUUGUGUUACAAAAUAGUAAAUAAGUUACCUCCACUACUACAUCCUGCGUAGAUUGUAGCCUGCCAAUGAAGGGAGGAGGCUGGAGGGGGGGAAAGGAGCAGACAUGGGGAGUUAUAGAUUUAUUUAUUGUUUUGGUCACAGCUCUGAUUUUCCUGACCGAGGUCUAAACCGUGAGAAAUAACACGGACUAUGAUUUCUCCUGGUUCAGGCAGCUGGUGGAGGAUCAGAUGUGGACCACCAUGUGUUCAAAUAUCUGAUUUCUGCCUUUUUAUUGUGAAGAUGCUGCCACACAAUCGUUCCUUUUUUUUUUCUUCCCUGCUUUAACAACUCAAAAGGAGAAACGGAGGUCAAGGCUGCAACCACAGACUCCUGAUAUGGUGCAGUGAGAGCUGCACGAGUGAAAGCAACAGGAUGAAAAGGUAUGUUUGAUCCUGAACAGCAACAACAAGCAUGGUUUACUUCAAUAAACUGGGAAAACCGUAUUCAUGACCUCACAAAGUACUGUUGGAUAUGGAUUGUUACAAGGCCAAGUCCAUAUGCAAUGAACCAAAACAUUCAUAAGAAGCUAAGAUUCAAUUGAAAUUGCUACACCGACCCUCCCUCCUUCCUUUAAAGGAAUAGUUUAACAUUUAGGGAAAUUAUUUUAUUCACUUUCUAGCAGACAGAGUUCAGCGGGUGAGAAGACUGACAGCACUCUUGCGUCAUAUGAAGUUGUAGCCAGUGUGACACCAUAUUCAUGGACGCUGCUACAUGGAUGUUACUCUGUACACGUGGUUGUUGCAUAUUCAGUGUGUGAACCUGGUGGGAAGGGAGACCAACAAUUUCCAGGCACAUUAGGGUCACAAGUUCUGAAGACUUUGACCUUCGUUCUGCUGUGCUUCUGUUGACCCCUGACAGAGCUGUGUGGUGUUACUCAGUCUUUCACGAAGGUGAGAGAAAUCUCACGUACCUGGUAAGUACUGAAUGCAGCAGUGUCCAGGUAUAGGUCAAUAGCAGCAGAGCAGAAUAACAGUCACAAGUUCUGAAGACCUGUGUCAGAAACCUACUGCGCCUGGAAACUAAAUAUUGUCAUGUACUUUGACUGAUGUCAGUAAUUCCAACCACCAGAGUAACAUCCAUGCAGUCAGCCUUUAACAGAAAAUAGUGUAACACCUGCUGGUAAGUGAAUAACAAAAACUACAAACAGGAAAACAGCUAGAGUAGCUAUUCUAAAUGCUAACAUGCUGCUUUAAUUUGAAUAAACUCUCAAAUGUAAAAAUGAGAAUUUGCAGUUUUGUGCUUGGCUAAUUCUUGGCUGCGACUAAUAACGUUACAGUUGCCUGGCAACUUGUCAGACCAAGAAAAAGUCCAUUAUAUAACCCCUGUAAAACAUAAAAAUAAAAUAUUACACUUCAGGUUUUGUAUUAAUUAAACAAAUGAAAGCUCUGUUAGGUUAAUUAGAGUUCGUUCAACAGUGCCGAGCUAGCUGUUUACUAUCCCCAGUUAGUGCCUCUCAUGUAUCUGCAUAUAUUCAUGUCCGGGUUUCUGUAAAGGAUAACUAACCAGUGAUGUUUGGUCAUUUGGUCAACGUCAUUUUAAAAGCUCUUACAGUUGUUCAGAAGUCAUCUCUUGAAUCCUCAAAGACACUUCUCAUCAUCUGGAUGAAAAAAUAUUCAGUCUGCUGCUGUGAUAAAAAAAGAAAAGAAAAGAUUUUUAACUCUGUGCCGCCGUUUCCUGACCAAAACAAAGAUGGCUGCUCAUUGGCUGCUUGGCCAGGACACAGGAUUGUAACUUGGGAGUUAAAAAUCUUUAUUGUCGAGCAGCAGACUUAAUAUUUUUUCAUCCAGAUGAUUAGAAGAGUCUUUGAGGAUUCUGAAAACACUUUAAGAACAUUAGAUAAGUCAAUUAUCUUUUAGAGAAACCAGUUGUCACCUCUGUGAGCUGAAUGAAUACUUAUACAUGAGGCAAAGACAGAGGCUAGCUGUGUCCUCCUGUUUCUGGUCUUUGUGCUAAGCUAACCUACCAGCUGCUACCUGGAACCGUUAGCUUUGUAUCACAGCGUGGUUUUGAUCUCCUCGUUAAACUCUCUCCCGGGAAGUAGAUAAAAACAUUUUUUCCCCAAAGUGUCUAACUUUAGCUUGAACUCAAAUUCACAUUGCUAGAAAACAAGAAGUUUGAAAAGGCAAAAUCUAAAAGCUACACAUUUUUCCGUUUCUAAAAUUCUCUCGACUACCGUUAACAACAGAAAACACAAAGCUAAAACAUUAACACGGUUACAGAGCCAGGGAGAUCACAGGUCUGCUUCCUGCUGAAUGAACGGUAUCUCUAAACGUAUACAAUGUGAAUACUGACACUGCAGGUCAACAGUUGUCGUUUUCAGCUGCUUGUUUUGUGCAGAACAGAAACUAGUCCAUGCUGCAUCCCUGUGAAACCAGACCUGUGACCCUCAUCAGUGUGAACUUGGUUUUCAUGUCUACUUGUUGUACGUCCACGUUUCCUGUGCGUAAGCUGAUGUUCGCAUUUGUGCCAAGUGUGUGUGAGCAUAUGCGUCAGAGAGGGUUAACAGUGCAUUGAAUUAGUGUUGCGAUGCGAUACUGUGAAGGAUUUAGUCGCUGUUUUUUGUUUUGUUUUGUUUUUUUUUUUUUGAACAGGUUUGUUGGUCACACCUUCUGGGGACUACAUUCAACAGACGCAGAUACAGUAGAUGGUGGAUGAUUUGGAGAAAAUACAUUCUGGAUGUUGUUGGUGUCAAACAGGGAGAAGUCUUAAAGCUGGAGGAUUACACUCUCUCAGCAGGUUACCAGAGGGAGGAGGUGAAGUUCAGGCACCGACUUAAAUAAGAUCUAACGACGUGCAGUUUGGAUUACACCAUGAGUAGUUCAUUUUUAUCUCAUCUGGGGCCAGUUUCACAAAGAUAUUUCAGACUGGUCUGUUGUGUUGGUCCGGUCUUAAAUUGGUCGCAUCACAAAAAUAAAGACAGACUAAUUUUAAACUUAAAAAAAAAA